This is a messenger RNA of Salvia splendens (bonfire salvia), 903 nucleotides long. RefSeq names its product wall-associated receptor kinase-like 20. Bases 1 to 903 code for a protein of 300 amino acids. Lineage: Eukaryota; Viridiplantae; Streptophyta; Magnoliopsida; Lamiales; Lamiaceae. The record is from RefSeq and is a predicted model, not a curated record. Gene Ontology annotation, biological process: protein phosphorylation. Gene Ontology annotation, molecular function: protein kinase activity; ATP binding. The transcript has 2 exons.
AUGUCGCAGGAACAACUGGAAUCCCUAACUUGGGAAGACUUUAAGGAGGAACUCUAUGAUAAGUAUAUCCCGAGGAGUUACCGCAAGGCUAAGGAGGCCGAGUUUUACAAUCUGAAGCAGGGGCGGAUGACAGUGACUGAAUAUGACCGUGCCCUAUGCGACAUGUCGCGAUACGCACCGGAGCAGGUGAAUACUGACGAGAAAAUGUCGGAGAAGUUUUGUGCCAGUCUGAGGCACGAAAUAAGAAUGGCUCUAGCAUGCCGUGGAAGACUCUCAAAAUGCGGUCGUGACAAACCCCUCUUGAUCUAUGAGUAUGUCUCGAGGGGAACCCUUUUCGAGCACCUGCACAGGGCAGAGGCGCGCCAGACACCGCCUCUGAACUUGCUGAGGCGCCUCUUCAUUGCCCACCAGGCGGCUGACGGCCUUGCCUACCUCCACUCCUCUGCCGUGCCCCCCAUCUACCACAGGGAUGUGAAGACGAGCAACAUACUCCUGGACGAGAAUCUUGAUGCCAAGGUGUCGGAUUUCGGGCUAUCGAGGCUUGUUGAACUGAGCGAGAGGGACUGCACCCACAUCAACACCUCUGCUCAAGGGACGCUAGGCUACCUCGACCCCGAAUACUACGUGAAUAUGCAGCUGACGGAUCGGAGUGAUGUGUACAGCUUCGGCGUCGUGCUGCUGGAGCUUCUGACUUGCAAGAGAGCUAUUGAUUUCAAUAGGGAUGAGGAAAAUGUGAACCUGGUGGUUUACAUGAAGAGGAUGUUUGAUGAGGAUAACCUGAUGGCAGUGAUUGAUCCAGCGAUCAAGCAGGGGGCAUCCGAGGUGGAGCUGGAGACAAUGAAGGCGUCGGGAAUCUGGCUGCAGCUUGCUUGGAUGAACGGCGACAGAAUCGCCCUUCGAUGA